AUGGCAGAAGAAACUCCUAAAAGCCAAACCCCAACAAAAUCUCCAUCUGAGUUGAUGGCUAGUGCCAGGGUUCAGGUAUCCGGAGCUGCUACAGAUGUUAUAAAUGCUGCCAAGAGCUAUGGGAAGCCCGACGGAGAGAGCGAUGUUGGACAUUAUGUUGGCAAAGCUGAGGAUUACCUCCACCAGCUGCACUCCCCCUCUGAUCAGGGUGCUGAAAAGAAGGCCGAGGCUGUUGUAGCAGCAGCCGAGGGUGGUGAAAAGAAGGCCGAGGCUGUUGUAGCAGAAGCCGAGGGUGGUGAAAAGAAGGCCGAGUCUGUUGUAGCAGCAGCCGAGGGUGGUCAAAAGAACGCCGAGUCUGUUGUAGCAGCGGCCGAGGGUGGUCAAAGGAAGGCCGAGUCUGUUGUAGCAGCCGAGGAGGGUGAAAAGAAGGCUGAGUCUGCUGCUGCGGAAGGUGAUGAAAACAAGGUUGAGUCUACUGGUGGUGUUGGAGGUUUGAUAAAUAAGGCUAAAGGAUUAUUCAAGUGA
Messenger RNA from Chenopodium quinoa (quinoa), 525 nucleotides. Its product is annotated as nodulin-related protein 1-like. The record is from RefSeq and is a predicted model, not a curated record. The transcript has a single exon. Bases 1 to 525 code for a protein of 174 amino acids. Gene Ontology annotation, biological process: response to heat; regulation of abscisic acid biosynthetic process. Lineage: Eukaryota; Viridiplantae; Streptophyta; Magnoliopsida; Caryophyllales; Amaranthaceae.